This is a messenger RNA of Macaca mulatta (Rhesus monkey), 3112 nucleotides long. It is a transcript of the gene ERLEC1, whose product is annotated as endoplasmic reticulum lectin 1. Gene Ontology annotation, biological process: ERAD pathway; retrograde protein transport, ER to cytosol; endoplasmic reticulum unfolded protein response. NCBI's taxonomy places the organism in Eukaryota, Metazoa, Chordata, Mammalia, Primates, Cercopithecidae. The record is from RefSeq and is marked provisional. Gene Ontology annotation, cellular component: endoplasmic reticulum lumen.
AAAACGAGAGACGCUCAGCCGACGUCCCGGCCCCCGUAGGCGGACGGCUCCGCGACCCCCGGCCCCGGAUGUUGAUAUGUCGUCUGCCCCGGAAACGGCGACAAGAAGCUCAAGGGGGCGGAGGCGGUGUUGCCGGGCUCUCCGGAAGGAGACGUGGCGGCGGUUGGGCCGGGGCUACCCGGGCCCUUUAUAGUCCCGCCGCCUCCUCCUCCACCUCCUCCUCCUCCUCUCCUCCUAGAGCAGAGGAGGUUGUGGAAGUGGCUGGAAAAAGCGGUGGCGGAGGAUGGAGGAAGGAGGAGGCGGCGUACGGAGUCUGGUCCCGGGCGGGCCGGUGUUACUGGUCCUCUGCGGCCUCCUGGAGGCGUCUCGCGGCGGCCUAGCCCUCCCUCAACUCAGCGAUGACAUCCCUUUCCGAGUCAAUUGGCCCGGCACCGAGUUCUCUCUGCCCACAACUGGAGUUUUGUAUAAAGAAGAUAAUUAUGUCAUCAUGACAACUGCACAUAAAGAAAAAUAUAAAUGCAUACUUCCCCUUGUGACAAGUGGGGAUGAGGAAGAAGAAAAGGAUUAUAAAGGCCCUAAUCCAAGAGAACUUUUGGAACCACUAUUUAAACAAAGCAGUUGUUCCUACAGAAUUGAGUCUUAUUGGACUUAUGAAGUAUGUCACGGAAAACACAUUCGGCAGUACCAUGAAGAGAAAGAAACUGGUCAGAAAAUAAAUAUUCACGAGUACUACCUUGGGAAUAUGUUGGCCAAGAACCUUCUAUUUGAAAAAGAACGAGAAGCAGAAGAAAAGGAAAAAUCAAAUGAGAUUCCCACUAAAAAUAUCGAAGGUCAGAUGACACCAUACUAUCCUGUGGGAAUGGGAAAUGGUACACCUUGUAGUUUGAAACAGAACCGGCCCAGAUCAAGUACUGUGAUGUACAUAUGUCAUCCUGAAUCUAAGCAUGAAAUUCUUUCAGUAGCUGAAGUUACAACUUGUGAAUAUGAAGUUGUCAUUUUGACACCACUCUUGUGCAGUCAUCCUAAAUACAGGUUCAGAGCAUCUCCUGUGAAUGACAUAUUUUGUCAAUCACUGCCAGGAUCGCCAUUUAAGCCCCUCACCCUGAGGCAGUUGGAGCAGCAGGAAGAAAUACUAAGGGUGCCUUUUAGGAGAAAUAAAGAGGAAGAUUUGCAAUCAACAAAAGAAGAGAGAUUUCCAGCGAUCCACAAGUCCAUUGGUAUUGGCUCUCAGCCAAUCCUCACUGUUGGGACAACCCACAUAUCCAAAUUGACAGAUGACCAGCUCAUAAAAGAGUUUCUUAGUGGUUCUUACUGCUUUCAUGGGGGUGUUGGUUGGUGGAAAUAUGAAUUCUGCUAUGGCAAAUAUGUACAUCAAUACCAUGAGGACAAGGAUAGUGGGAAAACCUCUGUGGUUGUCGGGACAUGGAACCAAGAAGAGCAUAUUGAAUGGGCUAAGAAGAAUACUGCUAGAGCUUAUCAUCUUCAAGAUGAUGGUACCCAGACAGUCAGGAUGGUGUCACAUUUUUAUGGAAAUGGAGAUAUUUGUGAUAUAACUGACAAACCAAGACAGGUGACUGUAAAACUAAAGUGUAAAGAAUCAGAUUCGCCUCACGCUGUUACUGUAUAUAUGCUAGAGCCUCACUCCUGUCAAUAUAUUCUUGGGGUUGAAUCUCCAGUGAUCUGUAAAAUCUUAGAUACAGCAGACGAAAAUGGACUUCUUUCUCUCCCCAACUAAAGGAUAUUCAAGUUAGGGGAAAGAAAAGAUCAUUGAAAGCCAUGAUAAUUUCUGUCCGACCGUGUCUCAUUAUAGAGUUCUCAGCCAUUGGACCUCUUCUAAAAGAUCGUAUAAAAUGACUCUCAAACACUUUGUGAAUAUAUAUGUGUAUAUAAGAGGUUAUUGAUAAACUUCUAAGGCAGACAUUUGUCUCGCUCUUUUUCAUUUUUAUUGUGUCUUAUAAACUGAUUGUUUUUCUUGCUUGGAUACUGUGAUUCCAAAAUAAAUCUCAUCCAAGCAAGUUAGAGUCCAGCCUAAUCAAAUGUCAUAAUUGUUGUACCUAUUGAAAGUUUUUAAAUAAUAGAUUUAUUAUGUAAAUUAUAAUGUAUAUAACUAGCUAAUGAAGUAAAAUUCAUGAAGAAAGAAAUUGAUAGGUUUAAAUGAGAGACCAUGUAAAAUAUGUAAAUUCUAGUGCCUGAAAUCCUUUCAACAGAUUUUUAUAUAGCAACUGCUCUCUGCAAGGUGUUAAAGUAGAAACUGGGCACAUGGUAGAGGCUCACAUGGGAGUUGUCCUCACCCUUGUUAAUCUUAAGAAACUCUUAUUUAUAAUAGGUUGCUUCUCUCUCAGAACUUCUAUCUAUUUCUUUUUUCUUCUUAUGUUUACUCUCAGAGUAUCUAUCUGAUGUAGACAGUUGGUGAUGCUUCUCUGAGACUCAGAAUGGUUUGCUCUAACAAAACACUGUGCUGUCUAUCCCUUGUACUUGCCUACUGUAAUAUAGAUUUCACUUCUGAACAGUUUACAGCACAAUAUUUAUUUUAAAGUGAAUAAAAUGUCCACAAGCAGUGUUGUCAUGUAGUCAAUGGCAGAUUAUGAAAUUCCUUUAUUUUUUCCAUUAUCCUGUUGUACACAUUUUAAACAUACAUAUCUGAACAAGAACAGAAAAGGGUCAUAAGAGUCUUUGCCUCCUUUUCAGUAGUUCUGGCCAAAGAUAGUUUAAGAAAAGGCUAAUAUAAUUGACUAUUUUAGGGUUAUUUAUAGAUUUUAGUAGGAAGCAGCACAUAGAGAAAGAGCAUGAACUUUGAAUUCAGACCUAGGUCAAAAUCCUUUUUUUCUUCUCUCUCUCUAUCCAGAGAUGGGGCUGCUCAGGCUGCUCUGAACCCCUGGGCUCAAGCAGUUUUCCCACCUCAGCCUCCCGGAUAGCUGGGACUACCAGGCACACGCCAACAAGACCAGUGCAAAAUCGUCUCUUUAACUUACUGUGUACAAGAGAGGAAAAACCAAACACACCCAAUACAGCACAGAACACUAGGUCACGAAAAUGUGUGGUUUUACUUCUUCACGCCAACCAAUUUUCUGACACCAGUUGAGUGUCCUACAGUUCAGUUCAGUUCUGACAC